Molecule: messenger RNA, 3455 nt
Organism: Brassica napus (rape)
Lineage: Eukaryota; Viridiplantae; Streptophyta; Magnoliopsida; Brassicales; Brassicaceae
Product: putative F-box protein At2g04810
Exons: 1
Coding region: 222-1487 (421 amino acids)
Molecular function (GO): protein binding
Source: RefSeq, a predicted model, not a curated record
GGUCCGGUUUGGUCUUGGUUUUCCGAUCCUAGAGAUAUAAGAUCUAGUGCGAUAAUUGCUAUGAUCUAAACCUGAACCAAACUUUGUUUUUCUAUUCAGUCCAUUUUAGUUUUUUUUAGUUCCAGAUAAAUGUCUCCAGACAAGUUAGGGUUUAAUAAGAUAUAAAUAAAUCAAAACCGAAACCCUAGUUACAUCAGUGUGCUCGGCAGGUAAGCGCAGACAUGAAUACGGCCAAGGAUUUGAUCAUGAAAAAGAAGAUACAAGAAGUGGUUAGUUCUACCGAUUGGUCCAAACUUUCCCCUGAUAUUUUGCGAAAGAUCUUCGAAACCUUGAACCCCCUUGAUUCUCACCAAUCAAAACUCGUUUGCUCAGAUUGGUAUUCCGUCUGGAAAACAUGCGAUAAUCUGCCUCCAUGUCCGCUUCAGAUCAUACACAUAGGUGGUUCUCCGAUCUUGUCCGAACAAAAUGUCUACCGAACAGAACCAGACGGACAAGAUUUACACAAGAACCCUCGCCGGAUCAUACACGAAGAAGGUGGUUCUUCUACCUGGUCGGAAAACACUCACUACCCAAUAACACUCGCCGGAAAAAGACUAAAGAGGAGCUCUUGUAUGGCUAGCUACGGGAGUUGGCUCCUGAUGGUUGAUCAUCGUGACAUCCAUCUUUUGAACCUAAUAACGUUUGAGAGGAUCAAUCUUCCAACAAUGAAUCUGCCAGCACUUGAUACGAACAAUAAUUGGGAACGUGAAUCCUUAAGCGGGAAAGAAGUGUCGAGAGACGAUUUCCAAUGGAAAAACGCAGCUGUUCUAUGGAUAGAAGACAUGUCAGGUGAUUAUUUCGUUGCUUGGAUAUUCCGACAGACUUACUUGAUCUCACACAAGAAAGGAGAUGAGUCGUGGUCGAGUUUCAAUAUCCAAGGCAACGGUUCGGGUUUCAUGGAUGCGGCUUAUAGGAACAGUAAGCUUUACGUGUUGACAGUUGAUAAGCAUAUCAAUAUUUUCGACUUCUCUCUAGAUUUACCUAGAAAGUGUAACCGUUGUAAGUACACUCCUUUUCGCUUUGAUGAGAAACCGUGGGAAAGUGUUUGGAAGACGAGACUAGCUGUUAAGGAAUCAGGAGAGGUUCUCAUCGUCCUGAGCUUAAAAGAAGUGAAGAACGAUCAAGAGAAGCUUUUGUUUUACGUAUUUAAGAUGAAUCUUGAGAGUUGCAAGUGGGAGAGAGUGUACUCUAUUGGAGACAACGAGAUGUUGAUUUUUGGUCAAGGUGUUACGGUAAAAGCACCGGUUAAAGAUCGUUUUGGUCAUGGAAUCAAGAGUGGUUCAAUAAAUUUCGUUGAAGAUGAUGUUGGGCCAGAUGAUGAUGAUGAUCAUCAUGGUUCGGUCUGCGGUGUCUUCGAUCUUGCUACAAGUAGAAUCGAAUGGCCUAAGAAAACAUGUUAUUACAUAAGCAGAACUCAGUGGUUUGUUCCUGGAGUUGCUUAUUAUUAGUCUUUUUGUUUAAGUAGUUUUUUUUCUUCAGUCUUGGUGAAGUAAUUUUGUUUCUUUCAGACCUUUUUAUUUAUUCGUCUUUUUGUUUAUGUAGUUUUUUCCUCAGUCUUGGUGAUUCCCACCCACGUUACUAUUUUGGGACAACAUAGAGUUUUCCUUUAGUCUUUUGAUUGCAAAAGUGCGGCUGUAGCGAUGAAUGACUAAAUGUGUUAAAAUGCAACGAAAGUGCCUUAGAUGAUAAUAAACGGCAUACAGACCAGUAGAUUUGUUUAUUUUGUCAAAUGGUAGAAAUAAAAGACCUUAAAAUUAAAGUUGAUAACUUGACAUCCAACAGAUUCAGCUUUUAUUUUCAUGAAACGAAUAAAAUAACUUUUUUUCUUACAAAGAGGACACGUGUUCUUGAUCAUUAGCCAUUCCUUGAUGCAUCCGAAGUGAAAGUCAUGCUCACAUGGCCACAUCCAAGUUUAGAAGCGUCAUCAUUGUACUUAAAUUCGUACAGACAUACCACAGAUUUUUCUGAUUGCCCCCAGCGUUUAAACCACCAGCGUAAACAUCUCUCAUCUGCUCAUCAAAGUAUAAUAAUACCUAACAAGAGUUAUAUAUAAUAAACGCAGAAAGAAAGAAAACAUGUCCCUUAGUGCGGCUCCUCGGGUCAGAAAGAAAACGUGUGUUAGGGUGAACAACAACAAAUAGCUGGACUUAACUCAGAUUUAGGAAAUAAACUAUACUCUUUUUCUGUGGUUUUUAUUUGUGCAUCUAAUUUAUAAAGUUUUAAUUUGAUUAAGAAAUUAAACAGAUAUGAUUAAAUGAAUUGCUGUCUUCCGUAACAUCUCAUUUUCUUUUAUAGUGCGGGAUUUAAUACGCAUUCCAAUGGACCAUUAAUACAUGAAAAACGAUAAAGCUCUUUUCGUUUCGUAUGAAUGCUAAGGAUGGCGCAUGCGAUAAAGAUUUAGAAAAUGUGUUACGUAUGAUUGUAUGAAUGAUAAUGUGCCUUCCAAAGUCAAACUGAAGAAAAAAAUACAGUCAUAAUUGGUGAUGAAGAAAAAAAAUCAUCAGUGGGAAACUCAAUUUGUGGACUCUUUUGCUUUACUUCAUCGCUUUCAAAUACGGUAUUCAUUAAUUAGUUUUAGUUUAUGUUUUUGGUUGUUAAUUUCUAGAUUUUGUUUUUAAAAUUUUGGCUUUUGAUUUUGGUGUAAAUUUUGGGUUUUCCAAGAAAAUAUGGUUGUUUAAUUUAGUUUUUGGUUUCAUAUGUAACUAUUCUUUUAUUCUUUUAAAACUGGGUUCUAAAUAAUCUUUUACUAGAAACUAUUAAAAUUAAAAUUUAAAAUCUUAUUAAAAAGUAAAAAUUUUAAAAGUCCUUACUACUAUGAGUUAUUAUGUAGUUUAAAAUUAAACUUAAAAUGCUAAACAAAUUGUUUUGUUGAUUCUUAAUAAUUUGGAAGAUUAUUUUUUCUCUCGUUUAGUUUGUUUUCAGAAAUAUUAAUAUCUAUGCAAAAUUUUAAAAUUGUAUUAAACCAACGAAAUAAAAAAGUCAUGGCAAUAUUCCUAUAAAACUGAAAAAUUAUAGAUUUUGGUUUUUGUUUACAAAUUGGUAGUUUUUCUAAGAACUAGUUUUACUUAAAAUCUUGAUCGGAUAAUUAAAUAGUUUUUGAAAAGCAAAAAGAAAAAACCAGUAUAAAACCAAAAACGAUUCUCACAAAUUGUUUUAUAUCAUUUAAAAAGUAUAGUUAAUAUAUAAUUUAACAAAUAUUCCUUAACAAUUAUAACAGUCAAUUUUUAUACAUAAUGUAUGAUAUUUUAAUAUAAGCCACAUGAUUGGUUAACCAAUUUUAAAAGACCAAGUGCGUUGAUCUUGGGCUAUGGGGUCAACAGAAGGCAUAUCCUUAUCUAUUGACAGUUAGGUUUGCAACAAGCUCUCCUAAUAUGAGCACUAGGUGGCCACCACCACGAACCUUUUCUGAUGCGGUU